This is a messenger RNA of Bradysia coprophila, 770 nucleotides long. RefSeq lists its product as uncharacterized. The record is from RefSeq and is a predicted model, not a curated record. Lineage: Eukaryota; Metazoa; Arthropoda; Insecta; Diptera; Sciaridae.
ACACAACACAAUGCAAAAAGACUCAUUCAAUUCAACCACCACAACAUUGCCAAGUAAUAGCCUGCCAAACAAAAAACCAAUAUUUGUGACGAUACAAAAAUCUGGAAACAAUAUUAUUUUAGCGAAGCCAAAACUUAUAACAGCACCUCCUUCUCAAAUACCGAAACUUUAUGUUUCCUCAUCACAUAUAAAACUUGGAAAAUCAAAUGGUUCUCACCUUAAAGUACUAUUACAACAAUUACAACAUGGCCCAAACAAAACGUAUCCUCCAGUAAAUAUAAAUUUCAUUCACAACCGAAAGAAGUCGAUUAAACAUUCGAUCGAAGCCAGUAAUGUAAAUUGCUCGUUGAAGAUGCAGGGAAUUGCACCAAAUUUUAAAACAAAACCCGUCGAAAAGAAAUUCUAAAAAAACAAAUCCGAACGAUGCAUCUGGAAUACCGAAGUACAAAUUCCCUCUUCCUCCUCCGAAAAUGAAUUUCACGGUUCAAACUAAUACGGUCUUUAACACGGCAAUCGAUGAAAACACGCAGGACACACAAAUUAUUCCACCACCAGAUACUUCAAUGUCAUCGAUUUGCAAUGAAACCUCUGACGACGGUAGGAAUUGUUUCAGUUUUUCGUUGGCCUUAAGUAGCACGUCAAUAAUACUAAAUUGCUAAGUGAUAACUCGAUAUAAAAGAGGUUAAAAAAGGUUAACUUAGAAUAACUAAAAUUUGUUGGUUUUCAUCAAUUCAGAUCAAUUCAAUGGCGUUCCAAGUAACUGUGCUUCA